Molecule: messenger RNA, 4983 nt
Organism: Colletotrichum siamense
Lineage: Eukaryota; Fungi; Ascomycota; Sordariomycetes; Glomerellales; Glomerellaceae
Gene: rng2
Product: Ras GTPase-activating-like protein rng2
Exons: 2
Coding region: 1-4983 (1660 amino acids)
Biological process (GO): regulation of GTPase activity; regulation of actin cytoskeleton organization
Cellular component (GO): cytoplasm
Molecular function (GO): calmodulin binding; actin filament binding; GTPase activator activity
Source: RefSeq, a predicted model, not a curated record
AUGUCGUACCGGCCACACCCUCUCAGACAGUCACAUACUCUGGACUACCCCAGCAACAUCAAUCGGCAGUCCUCCACAACCUCCUCCGUUGCCUCGUCAGGGUACUCUCUAUACUCCGAUAACAGCCGAGCCAGCACCCAGAUUUCGUCGGUUUCCAGCGGAUACACUCAUAAGAGAGGCAAGAGUGAUGGUUCCCGUCUUCACCACGUCUCGUUCGGAGGAGAGAAUCUUGACCACAAGAAGGACGAGAACCUCUAUUCUAUGGCCCGACAAUCACUUCGCCCGCUUGCUCAAGCUCCCGCCCCGACAUCAUCCACACCUUCGUCCCCGACACCCUCGACACCUUCUCCUCCUCGUCACAGACCUCGCCACGAGCGCACACAAACCGUCGACAUUGGCAAGCUAUCACAUACCCAAUAUGACGGUAGCACAUCUCCCACACCGCUGUCCCGAACGCUCACAAUUCGGCCAAACUCGAUGUUACUCAGCCGUUCCGAUACUAUUCGAGCAGGAAGUGCCGCUCUUCCUCACGCCCAUGAACCCCCGGCACCCGUCCACUCGGCAGCACUAGCCAGACCGGAUCUCGAAAAGCUUGGCCGUUCAUCAACAAGCCAGCUCCGUACUCUGUCGAAGCUCGCUCAGUCCGAAUCCGCUGAGGAUUUCACCAUUACUUCGCCAGCACAGGAGGUGGUAGGACUCAGGGGCCGCCGCAGACUACAGAGAGCUGAACAGCCGAAUAACAAUCGCCAACGAGCCGGUGGCUAUGGCUGGGAAGGCAGAAAUUGGAUGGACAAACAACGCCAGUUUCUCCAGGCCUACGAGUAUCUCUGCCAUAUUGGUGAAGCAAAGGAGUGGAUUGAAGAUGUUAUUCACAGGGCAAUUCCUCCUAUUGUUGAGCUUGAAGAAGCUCUCCGAGAUGGAGUCACACUCGCAGAGGUUGUCGAAGCUCUCAACCCUGAACGUCGGUUCCGUAUCUUUAGGCACCAAAAGCUGCAAUUCCGACAUUCCGACAACAUUGCCAUUUUCUUUCGAUACCUCGAUGAAGUCGAGCUUCCUGACCUCUUCAGAUUCGAGUUGAUCGACUUGUACGAGAAGAAAAACAUCCCUAAAGUCAUCUACUGUAUCCACGCUCUGAGUUGGCUCCUAUUCAGAAAAGGAAUCGUCGACUUCCGCAUCGGCAACCUCGUUGGUCAGCUCGAGUUUGAGCACCACGAGCUUGAGGCCAUGCAGAAAGGCCUUGAUAAACUCGGGGUUAACAUGCCCACUUUCGGUAAUAUGGGAGCUGAUUUUGGUGUGGAGCCUGCGACCCCGGAGCCAGAGGAGACUGAAGACGAAAGGAUCGACCGCGAGUUGGCAGAGAACGAGGAGUCCAUUGUGGAGCUCCAAGCUCAAGUUCGCGGCGCGGUUGUGAGGAUGCGCCUGGGAGACACUAUGCAGCAGCUCUGGGACGCCGAACACAUGCUCAUCGAUCUUCAGUCUCGCAUCAGGGCUGAUUGGUCACGUCAAAUCGUCGGCUACCGGCUUCAGAUGAGACGUUUUGCCGUCGAUCUCCAAAGCACUGCCCGCGGAUUCCUCGUUCGAAACCGGAUGGCCAACAAAGAACGUUUCUGGAAAGGUUUGGAGCCCGACAUCCUGGAGCUUCAAAGUCUUAUUCGGGCCAAGAAGGUCCGCGACGAGGUACGAGACCAGAGAUCUCAGUUGGUUCAGCAUGCCGGCCCCGUUCGAGAAAUCCAAGCAGCGUUUAGGGGCUUCUUGGUCCGCAAGGAGCUCGUUACUCAGCAGCAAGAGACUGUUCAGACUUCUGGAGAGGUUCGAGACCUCCAGGCGGCAGUUCGCGGAAUGCUGUUGAGAGGACGCGUUUCUGAUGACCUCCACCUCCUGGACAGACAAGUCGACAGCAUUACUAGCCUGCAGGCUGCUGCUCGGGCUUUGCUGACUAGAAGCCAGAUAUCGCUGGAGCAAGAGCAUCUCCAAGCCUUUGCACCGCAGUGGACUGCGCUCCAAGCUGCGUUCAGGGGCAAGUCAGUUCGCUCAGACGUCGCAGCCACCAAGGCUGAAGUGGGUCAACACGCCUCGGAAAUCGAGAACCUUCAAGCCCACAUCCGUGCCGGGGCCGUACGGCGUGAUGUCGCGCAAUUGCUCGAUGAGCUGAGCAGCCACGAACCUGCUAUCAUCGAUCUGCAAUCCAUCUCCCGCGGGACGCUUGAGCGACGCCGUAUUGCCGCCGACCAGGACGCUCUCAUCCGUGUCGAGCCCAAGAUUACCAAGUUACAGGCUCGCAUCAGAGGCCAACUGCACCGCCAGCAGCAUCAUGCACUCCUGGAGGAACUUGAGUCCCACACCGCCGAAGUUGAGAAGCUGCAGGGUCUGGCCCGCGCCAUGAUGGUGAGAGGCAACGUCUUUGACCUCAUCUCUAACAUCGAGGCCGAGGAUGCAGCCAUCACCGAGAUCCAGGCCGCUGCCAAGGCUUUCACCGUUCGCGCCAAGUUCCAGGAGAAGAAGCGCUUCUUUAAGGAGAACAUGGAAAAGGUCGUCAAGAUCCAAAGUCUUGUCAGAGCCAAGAUUCAAGGUGAUGCGUACAAGAGUCUUACCCAUGGCAAGGACCCACCAGUCAACGCUGUCAAGAACUUCGUGCAUCUGCUCAACGACAGUGACUUUGAUUUCAACGAGGAGAUCGAGUUUGAGAGGAUGCGCAAGACCGUGGUUCAGCAAGUCCGUCAGAACGAGAUGCUCGAACAGUACAUCGAUCAACUCGACAUCAAGAUCGCACUGCUCGUGAAGAACAAGAUCACACUGGACGAAGUUGUGAGACACCAGAGCAACUACGGCGGCAGCUCAAUCGGCCUCUUGGCCAAUGCUUCAAUGUCUUCCACCAACCACUUCGACUUGAAGGCCCUAAACAAGAGCUCCCGCAAGAAGCUGGAAUCCUACCAGCAGCUCUUCUUCAACCUCCAGACUCAGCCGCAAUAUCUUGCGCGACUGUUCAAGCGCAUCCGUGAGCAAGGAACACCCGAGAAGGAAUGCAAGAGAAUCGAGCAUCUCAUCAUGGGUCUCUUUGGUUAUGCCCAGAAGCGGCGUGAGGAGUACUAUCUCCUCAAGCUUCUCGCCAGAGCCAUGAGAGAGGAGGUGGAGAGCAGCAGAACGUUGCAGGACUACCUUCGCGGCAAUUACUUCUGGACCAAGGUUCUUGGCAACUACACCCGAUCUCCUCGCGAUCGCAAGUUCUUGCGUGAACUUCUCGGCCCCAUUGUCCGCGAUAACAUUGUUGAGGACCCAGCCCUCGACCUUGAGAGCGACCCAUUGCAGAUUUACAGAGCUGCUAUCAACAAUGAGGAGCUGCGGACCGGCCGUCCAAGCCGGCGUCCGCUGGACGUUCCGCGUGAGGUUGCUAUCAAAGACCCUGAAACCAGAGACCUCUUCAUCGACCAUCUGCGCGACCUUCGGGAGAUUUGCGAUCAGUACCUGUUGGCUUUGGAAGACCUUCUGCCCAAGAUGCCAUACGGCCUUCGUUUCCUUUGCCGACAGAUGUACGAGAAUCUCUGCCAGCAAUUCAAGAAGGAUCCGCAACACCACCACCUCCAAGUUGUCACCAACUGGAUCUGGCGUUUCUACCUGCAGCCUGCGGUUACCUCACCAGAGAAUGUGGGUGUCAUUGAGAAGCAAUUAAGCCCCCUCCAGAAGCGCAAUCUGGGUGAGGUUGCAAAGGUCCUCGGUCAGAUCGCGUCUAGCAGACCUUUCGGCGGCGAGAACAUCUAUCUGCAACCCCUCAACGCAUUUGUUCAGGAGUCGUGCGAGCGUCUGGCGGAGAUUACCCACGAGCUCAUCUCUGUUCCCGAUGCCGAACGCAACUUUGACAUUGACGAGUUCAACGACCUGUAUUCGAAGCACAAGCCCACCCUUUACAUCAAGAUGCCAGACAUCUUCGCCAUCCACAACCUUGUCGCUAGCGAGCUGCCGUCAAUAUGCCCAAACAGAGACGACAUCGUUCGUGAAAUCUUGCAGGAUCUCGGUAGUGCUAAGAACAACGAGAACGAGAUGCUUGCGGCGGGAUCAUCAGAUAUUCAAAUGUACCUGACACCGAAGCUGCACGACGUCGAAGAUCCAGAUGCAGAGGUUAAGGCACUCUUCAUGGAGACGAAGCGAUGCAUCUUGUACAUCAUCCGUGUACAGACGGGCGCCAACCUCUUGGAGAUUCUCGUCAAGCCGAUCUCGGAUGAAGACGAGCACAAGUGGCUGUCAGUCCUGCGCGACGACUUUGCAAACGAAGACAGCACGAAGGGCGCGUACUCGGACGCCCACAUGGUGGACGUGACACGCAUGUCCUACUACGACCUCAAGCGGACUGCGUUGGAGAACAUCAUGAGACUGGAGCACAUGGGUAGAAUUUCCAAGCACAACUACUACCAGGACAUCCUCAACGCCAUCGCCCUCGAUAUCAGGACCAAGAGCCGAAGACGUGUGCAACGCCAGCGCGAGCUCGAAGGCGUCAGGUUGACCCUUUCCAACCUUCACGAGAAGGCCAAGUACCUCGAGCAGCAACGCAAGAGCUACGACGACUACAUUGAAUCUGCCAUGAUAACGCUGCAAAAGAACAAAGGAAAGAAACGGUUCCUGCUUCCGUUCACCAAGCAAUACAACCAUCAGCGCGAGCUGGAACGCAGCGGGCGGGUCCCCAAGUUUGGCAGUUACAAAUAUAGCGCUCGGGCUCUCGCGGAGAAAGGCGUGCUCGUCGGAUGGAGUGGCGUCACCGACUGGGAGAGAGUCAACCUCACCAUUUCUUGUGAUGAGGUUGGCGUGUUCAACCUCGAGGGCUCUCGUGGCCACAUCCAGAUGCCGGGAGCCAGCGCCUCCGUACCGAUUGAGGGUCUUCUGCAGGCUCAGUUCGAGGCUCACCAGUUCAUGAACCUCUUCGAGGGCAACCUCAAGCUGAACGUCAACUUGUUGUUGCAUCUUCUGUACAAGAAAUUCUACCGCACGCAAUAA